AUGGCUUCAGGAAAUAGACGAUUAUCUACACAUAUGUUAUUGGAUGAAGAUGAAUUUUCUGAACAAAUAUUUCCCAGCAAUUUUGGUACUGAAACAUGUGAGCAAUCACAAGUCGCGGAGGAAAAUGAAAAUAAAAAUACAAAACGUGGUCGUCAACAGAACUUCUCAACUGAUGAAGAUUUUCUACUCAUAUCUGGUUACCUAAAUGUUUCACAAGAUCCAAUCAUUGGAAACCAACAAAAACAAGAUGCAUUUUGGAAGAGAGUCCAUGAAUAUUUUUUGCGUGACACAAACUAUGAUCGAACUCAAAUUUCUAUUUCGAGUCGUUCGGGCUUAAUCAACAAGGACGUUACCGAAUUCGUUGGAUGUUACGCUCAAGUUCAACAAAAACAGGAGAGCGGUCUAACCGAACAGGAUAGUCCUGCUAGUUCAUCUUCUGCGACUCCUGAUAGCGUUAAUUUCGGUGAUGAUAACUUUGAAAACAAUGAAUUUGAGAGGUCAACCGGUAUUAAAGGUGCAAAGGAAAAGCUUAAAAAGAAAAAAGACAAAGAAAAUGUUCCAGACUCGAGUGCUGCGGCGAUUCUAGAGUCGUGGAAAAAUGAGUAUGCAGACAACGAAUGUAGAAAACGAGAAAGGUCGGAAAAGCAGAUACGUACUCAGGAAGAAUACAUUGAACUUGAGAAUAAAAAGAGAGAAGACAUGAUAAUGAUGACAGAUACUAGUGACAUGGAUGAUACAAGAGCAUCAUAUUUCAAGAAGCUUCAAGAAAAAAUAUUGCUAAAAAAUAGUAUAUGA
Molecule: messenger RNA, 795 nt
Organism: Erythranthe guttata (spotted monkey flower)
Lineage: Eukaryota; Viridiplantae; Streptophyta; Magnoliopsida; Lamiales; Phrymaceae
Source: RefSeq, a predicted model, not a curated record